GGCUGCUACUCAUCUAGUGAGGGUUUGACCGAGGGGGGGACAUAUCUCUAUCAAUCAUCCAGCUACUGUGCGCAGUCAAUAUGUACAGGGCAGCAGUCCGUCAUGGGCCUCACGAACGGCAAUGACUGCUGGUGUGGUAACGAAUUACCUCCGGCCAGCAGCAAGGUUGACGAUGCCAAGUGCAAUAUCGGAUGCACAGGAUUUGGCACAGCGAAGUGUGGUGGCAAGGGCUACUUCUCCGUGCUUCUCACGGGUAAUGGUCAAGUCGAGGGGGCACAAGACGCAGCAAGUUCAUCUUCAAGCUCAUCGCCGACCUCUACUCAGCCAGUGCAGAUUGUCGUGACCAGCGUUGCGCCUGGCCAGACCGUUGUGGUCACACAGCCCGCCAAUGGAUCAAGCCCUGCCUCGCACAGUUCUGGCGGUGGAACCAACACAGCCGGUAUCGCGGCAGGUGUUGUCGUGGGCAUCGUUGUUCUCGCAGCCAUCAUCGGCGGUGUCUUUUUCUACCUCCGACGGCGCCGUCAAUUGGCUGUUGAGGAGGAGCACCGCCAGCGCAGCCAAGUGUCAGAUUUCAUAGCCGGUGGAGAACGCAAACCUCUCGGCUCCAUGUACAGCCACGGCAGCGAUGCUCGAUUAGACCCCGAGGCCAACGCGCUGAGGAGAAACAGUGUCGGAAGUUUCAUGGCAGAUGACAGCCAGGACUACUCGAGAAAGAUUCUUAGGGUGAGUGAU
This is a messenger RNA of Dissoconium aciculare CBS 342.82, 732 nucleotides long. RefSeq lists its product as uncharacterized. The transcript has 2 exons. Lineage: Eukaryota; Fungi; Ascomycota; Dothideomycetes; Mycosphaerellales; Dissoconiaceae. The annotation marks the transcript as partial. The record is from RefSeq and is a predicted model, not a curated record.